This is a messenger RNA of Alexandromys fortis (reed vole), 2128 nucleotides long. Its product is annotated as beta-1,3-galactosyltransferase 5-like. NCBI's taxonomy places the organism in Eukaryota, Metazoa, Chordata, Mammalia, Rodentia, Cricetidae. Gene Ontology annotation, molecular function: N-acetyl-beta-D-glucosaminide beta-(1,3)-galactosyltransferase activity. Gene Ontology annotation, cellular component: Golgi membrane; endoplasmic reticulum. Bases 1 to 990 code for a protein of 329 amino acids. The record is from RefSeq and is a predicted model, not a curated record. The transcript has 2 exons.
AUGACGCAGCUGCGUGUCUGUGAGAAGCAGACAGAAAGCAGCAGUCGGACUGCUCCUGGUCAUCGGGCUGGCAGUUCCCAGAGCUGGGACCAGCAUCUAGAAUCCCAAGCUGUCAGUGUGGCAUUGGGGGCAGCAUGGAAGGCUCUCCUGUGUGCUUCACUUGUUCUCAAGAAAGGUCAUGGGAAGUUCCUCCAGCUUCCAGAUAUAGACUGCAAGCAGAAGCCACCUUUCCUUGUGCUGCUGGUGACUUCCUCCCACAAGCAGCUGGCAGCUCGAAUGGCCAUCCGCAAGACAUGGGGUAGAGAAACAGAAGUGCAGGGACAGCGUGUGAAGACCUUUUUCCUCCUGGGGGCCUCAGACAGUACCAAUGAGAUGAAUGCCACAGCUCAGGAAGGUAAGCAGUACCGUGACAUCAUCCAGAAGGACUUCAAGGAUGACUAUUACAACUUGACCCUGAAGACCAUGAUGGGCAUGGAAUGGGUCCACCACUUUUGUCCUCAGGCAGCUUUUGUGAUGAAGACAGACUCAGACAUGUUUGUGAAUGUUGGCUAUCUGACUGACCUGUUGGUGAAGAAAAACAAAACUUCCAGGUUCUUCACGGGCUACAUAAAACCUCAUGAAAUUCCUAUCAGGGAAAAGUCCAGCAAGUGGUUUAUGAGUAAAUUUGAAUAUCCUUGGGAUAGGUACCCACCUUUUUGUUCUGGUACUGGUUAUGUCUUUUCAAGUGAUGUGGCCAGCAAAAUAUACAAUGUCUCAGAUAGCGUUCCAUUCCUCAAGCUGGAGGAUGUGUUUGUUGGGCUCUGCUUGGCCAUGCUGAAGAUCCGGCCUGAGGAACUCCACACUGAACAGACCUUUUUCCCAGGUGGUUUACGCUUCUCCAUGUGCCGCUUUAAGAAAAUUGUGACCUGCCACUACGUGUCACCCCCGAACUUACUCACGUACUGGCAGGCACUGGAGAACUCUCAGGAACAGGAUUGCUCUUCUGUCUGAGGGGAACCUGUGGCACAAACUUCCAAUAACUUUUGGUGAUACUUUGGGAACAUCUGGGAUGGCCUUGCUGGGAACUGUCAGGAGUAGAGAGAGAAGGAGGAGGAAGGCAAAGAGUGCUGUUCUCAAUGCCCUGAAUACACUAGAGUGGAUGUACACACAAGCAGAGUCAAGACUUGUUCCCACUUGGCACCCAGAGCAGUAACAGAUCUAGACUUUCAGUUUUUUGCACUAUGUUCUCAAGGUAGAGACAUGCCCUCAUCUGCUCAUUACAGAGCUCAGUAUACAUAUGAAGCCAUGGAUGUGAUCAUUCCCAUUUUACAUGUUAGGAACAAACAACCAUGGCCACUUACUUGUCCAAAGACUCCCAGUCUGCAGAUGGAGCAGGAAUGAGAAUCAAGUGCUAUCAUAAUUCAGUUGGUGGUUCCCAACUGAGUGUCCCAUUUUUUAGGAGAAGCUAGUGGUAGAAGAAGCUUAGGGUGGGAGUUUCUUGAAUGUAACUAGCAUUCUUCAGGCUCUUUCCUGAGUCCCUUGCCCCUCAAUUCCCAAUCCUUCUACUUUUUAAAUGCGAAGUCUGGGAUAAACCAGAUUUUUCAGCCCUCUCCCCUCACUUGAAUCAUGUAGCUAUGCAGUGAGUCUUUUAGCCACUGCUUACUCAAUGCAUCUUCAAGCUGAGACAUGCACACCUGCAGACACUAGCUUACCUCCAUGCUAGAGAAAACUGGGUUAUCUGACCACAUAAAUCACACUGAGAAGCCAUUGGUGAGUAUUUCUAUAUAGGUUGAUCACACCACACUGCUGAAAUCCUAAUGAGGGUGAUGUCUCCUCUGAGUCUUUUGGAACACCUUGUCUCUGCUGCAGAUGGUUGAUGGAUUGAUGGUGAUCAGUUGCAGCUCUGGAGCACUUCAGACCUCUAAGUUCAAACUCAAGUGCCACGGACCGUCCCUCUGUGAGACUGCUAUCCACGGGAGGACAGGGUUGAAGGAUAGGAUAGUCAGGAUACGACGCAAGGGAAUGACAGACAGACACACUGGUAGUGAGAAUCUGCUGCAAUUUUACUUCUGCAAAGCUUCAGUUUAUAUACAAAACAGAUCAAAAAACUUGGCAGGCUCACUGCAUCACCCCAUUCAGGGUUUCAGAC